Messenger RNA from Akanthomyces muscarius, 285 nucleotides. RefSeq lists its product as uncharacterized. The record is from RefSeq and is a predicted model, not a curated record. Bases 1 to 285 code for a protein of 94 amino acids. The transcript is spliced from 2 exons. Lineage: Eukaryota; Fungi; Ascomycota; Sordariomycetes; Hypocreales; Cordycipitaceae.
AUGGCAGAUUGGAGCCCGGACCUGCUGUUGCUGGUGAACUGCCGCGCGCGAUCUUGCCGCUACCUCUGCGGUCGACUGCCGUACUCGCCCCUGGCCGGCCACAGCCUGGACGUAUCGCUGGUGCUAUCAAUUGAGCAUUUUCGCCCGCUGCUAGAUGUAUCGCUGAGCACGAACCCCGCGACGGAAGACGACGAUACCAAGACCGCCAGGGCGAAAGGACAGGUCAACCAGAACGAAACAGAAGACAGCAUGCAGUUAGCGAAUCACCCAGCUAAAUAUGAAUAA